AUGGCACAAAGCUUACGAUUGCACUUUGCAGCCAAAAGAAGCAAUACUUACCCUCUGUCAGAAACCUCCGGAGAUGAGCUGGAUAGCCAUGUUCACAUGUGCUUCAAAAAACCCACACGGAUUUCAACGUCUAACGUUGUUCAAAUGAAGCUGACUCCCAGACAGACAGCACUAGCUCCGUUAAUAAAAGAAAACGUUAAGUCUCAGGAAGGAGCGUCCGUGCCUUCAUCUGAAAAUGUGAAUAAAAAGAGCAGCUGUCUACAGAUUUCACUACAGCCAACAAGGUACGGUGGCUAUCUUCAGUCUCGCGGUGUCUUAGCUGACAGGGAUGACGCUUUGUUUCCCUGUGUCUCGAAGGAUGGCGUGGACACCGGCACUGGGGUUGUUCACGAACUGAGUGGUGUGAGUGACGGGGCCCUUGUGAGCAGUUCUGCCAUUCGUAGUGGUAGCCUGAGUAGCUUUUCCACCAGUGACCAUGGCUCUUACAGCAGCAACGGUAGUGAAUAUGGGUCGUGUGUAAGCCUCACGAGUGGAGGUUCAUACACCAACAGCGUGGUCAGUGACAGUAGUGGUUAUACUUUUCCACCAAGCGAUGAUCCUUUUUUUGGUGGAAAUUUAUCUUCGGACAGCACCUCCCACAGAAGUGUGCCAAACAGGAAUACUACUCCCUGUGAAGUUUUUUCAAGAAGCACAAGUACGGUUCCCUUUGUCCAAGAUGACUUGGAGCAUGGAAUAGAGAUUAUGAAACUGCCAGGGAGCAGGAAUGCAAAAAUUCCACUGAAACGUUGCUCUUCGUUGGUCAUUUUUCCUAGGAGUCCUUCAGAUACCCCCCCAACAUCUCCGACAACCACAGGCACUUUUCCGAGCAAAGGAGCAUAUCAAACUUCACACCAGUUCCUCGUUUCUCCUAGUGAAAUUGCACAGAAUGAAGAUGGUAGCGGUGCCAAGGGGUUUCUGUCCACAGCUGUCAAUGGACUGCGGUUAUCUAAAUCCGUCUGUACUCCUGGAGAAGUGAGAGACAUACGGCCCCUUCCCAGGAAGGGAUCAAUACAAAAGAAAAUUGUUAUUUCGAGUACUAGCCCAAAGCAGACUGUCUGUGAAAAGCCAUCGGAAGGAUAUUCUUGUGUGUCUGUGCAUUUCAGCCAGCAGAAAGCAACUGCAUUGGAUUGUGAAGCAGCAAGUGGUGAUCGUAAAGCAGAGCUAUCAGAAAUUAAACUGAAUUCUGAUUCAGAGUAUGUUAAACUCAUGCAUAGGACAUCUGCAUGUUUACCGUCCUCCCGAAAUGUCGAUUAUCAACUAAGUGUCAGUGGAGAGUUGGAAAGACCAAAUUCACAGAUAAACAAAAACGAUGCUGUUCUGCAAAGAAGUAUUUCAUUGGGAGGAAAUACUUACCCAAAUAUUUCCUGUUUAUCCAGUCUUAAACACAAUUGUUCUAAGGGGGGACCAUCUCAAUUACUCAUAAAGUUUGCGUCUGGAAAUGAAGGGAAAGUUGAUCAUUUAUCAAGAGACAGCAAUAGAGAUUUCACAAGUCAACUAUCUAAUUCUUGCAAGACAAGAGAUGAUUUCCUAGGUCAAGUGGAUGUUCCUCUUUAUCCAUUGCCGACAGAAAAUCCAAGAAUGGAGAGACCCUAUACAUUUAAGGAUUUUGUUCUUCACCCAAGAAGUCAAAGAUCAAGAGUUAAAGGUUAUCUGAGAUUAAAAAUGACUUAUUUACCUAAAACCAGUGGCUCAGAAGAAGAUAACACAGAACAGGCUGAGGAAUUAGAGCCUGGCUGGGUUGUUUUGGACCAACCAGAUGCUGCUUGCCACUUGCAGCCACAGCAAGAACCUUCUCCUCUACCUCCAGGAUGGGAAGAGAGGCAGGAUGUCCUGGGAAGGACCUACUACGCCAACCACGAAUCUCGGAGGACACAGUGGAAAAGACCCUCCCCUCAGGACAACCUAACAGAGGCCGAGGAUGGUAACAUGCAGCUACGAGCACAACGCGCAUUUACCACGAGGCGGCAAAUAUCCGAAGAGACAGAAAGUGCUGACAACCGAGAGUCUUCCGAGAACUGGGAAGUUAUAAGAGAAGAUGAAGCCAGCGUGUAUGGCAAUCAGGCCUUCCCAUCUCCUCCACCAAGUGGCUUGGAUGUUCAGGCCCAUCUUGCAGAGGAGCUGAAUACCAGAUUCACCAUUUGUGGAAACCCAGCCCCCAGCCAGCCAGUACCCAGCUCAAAUCAUUCCAGCAGAAGAGGCAGCUUACAAGCCUAUACCUUUGAGGAACAGCCUACACUUCCUGUGCUUUUGCCUACUUCAUCUGGAUUACCACCAGGUUGGGAAGAAAAACAAGACGAAAGAGGAAGAUCAUAUUAUGUAGAUCACAAUUCCAGAACUACUACCUGGACAAAGCCCAGUGUGCAGGUCGCAGUGGAGACCAGACAGCUGCCCCCCAGCCAGAGCUCGUCUGUAAGCCCUCAACCACAGGUCCUCUCAGGUGACUCGGCACAGCAGGUGACCCAGCCGGCUGAACUUGAGCAAGGAUUCCUUCCUAAGGGCUGGGAAGUCCGGCAUGCACCAAACGGGAGGCCUUUCUUUAUUGACCACAACACCAAAACCACCACCUGGGAAGAUCCAAGAUUGAAGAUUCCAGCUCAUCUGAGAGGAAAGACACCACUUGAUUCUUCUAAUGAUCUAGGACCUUUACCUCCAGGCUGGGAAGAGAGGACUCACACAGAUGGAAGAAUCUUCUACAUAAACCACAAUAUAAAAAGGACACAGUGGGAAGACCCUCGGUUGCAGAAUGUCGCAAUUACUGGACCAGCAGUGCCCUACUCCAGGGAUUACAAAAGAAAGUAUGAGUUCUUCCGAAGAAAGCUGAAGAAGCAGAAUGACAUUCCAAACAAAUUUGAAAUGAAACUUCGCCGUGCAACUGUUCUUGAGGACUCUUACCGGAGAAUUAUGGGAGUCAAGAGAGCAGACUUUCUCAAGGCUCGGCUGUGGAUUGAGUUCGACGGUGAAAAGGGGUUAGAUUAUGGAGGAGUCGCCAGAGAAUGGUUCUUCCUGAUCUCGAAGGAAAUGUUUAACCCUUAUUAUGGGUUGUUCGAAUAUUCUGCUACGGAUAAUUAUACCCUACAGAUCAAUCCGAACUCAGGAUUGUGUAAUGAAGAUCACCUCUCUUACUUCAAGUUCAUUGGUCGAGUAGCUGGAAUGGCAGUUUACCAUGGCAAACUAUUGGAUGGUUUUUUCAUCCGCCCGUUUUAUAAGAUGAUGCUACACAAACCAAUAACGCUUCAUGAUAUGGAAUCAGUGGAUAGCGAAUAUUACAAUUCACUAAGAUGGAUUCUUGAAAAUGAUCCGACAGAAUUGGACCUCAGAUUCAUCAUAGAUGAAGAGCUUUUUGGACAGACACAUCAACAUGAGUUGAAAAAUGGUGGAUCAGAAAUAGUUGUCACCAAUAAGAACAAAAAGGAAUAUAUUUAUCUUGUAAUCCAAUGGCGAUUUGUAAACCGAAUCCAGAAGCAAAUGGCUGCUUUUAAAGAGGGAUUUUUUGAACUCAUACCACAAGAUCUCAUCAAAAUUUUUGACGAAAAUGAACUAGAGCUUCUUAUGUGUGGGUUGGGAGACGUGGAUGUGAACGACUGGAAACAACACACAAAGUAUAAAAAUGGCUACAGUGUGAACCAUCAGGUCAUGCAGUGGUUUUGGAAGGCUGUUUUAAUGAUGGAUUCAGAAAAAAGGAUAAGAUUGCUUCAGUUUGUCACUGGCACAUCUCGCGUGCCCAUGAAUGGAUUUGCUGAACUAUAUGGCUCCAACGGACCCCAGUCAUUUACAGUUGAACAGUGGGGUACCCCUGAAAAGCUGCCAAGAGCUCACACCUGCUUUAAUCGCUUGGACUUGCCACCCUAUGAAUCAUUUGAAGAAUUAUGGGAUAAACUUCAGAUGGCAAUUGAAAACACUCAGGGCUUUGAUGGCGUUGAUUAAAUCCCAAGUCCCAGCCUUCGUUGUCUUACUGCCACCAUCUAACAAGCAAAAUCUUGACUUCAGAUUGUCCAGGGAACUACUAAAACCUGGCCACUGACUCCUCCCAGAUAUUGGAUACAAUCCUCUAAAAGUACUAGAAGAGACGUAGGAUGGCAACCUACCAUUCUUUCGGUCACUUUUAAAUGGCAUGUGCCUUGACACAGUUCAUUCUGUCUUUAGAGUUCACACCGUAGGAUGCAGGACUGUGCCUGAAAUAGCGAGCUCUGUCCUUCACACUUACCUCUUUUAUCGUAUUCGCCAGGCAGAUCUUUCUUAAACUACUGAAAUUAUAACUGUGAAAUAUUUGUGAUAAGUGUCAUGUGUGAAAAGUUUGAUGCUUUUUGAGAAGGAAAACUGAAAUUUGGGGGGGGGAAAUACCGUAAUGUUGAGUUAACUGCGAUCUUUAGUGAUAUUUGCAGCUAUUUAUUAUUUUGUAGACUUGCCUAAUGCACCU
This is a messenger RNA of Tupaia belangeri chinensis (Chinese tree shrew), 4456 nucleotides long. RefSeq names its product NEDD4 E3 ubiquitin protein ligase (gene NEDD4). The coding region runs from base 1 to 3963 and encodes 1320 amino acids. Lineage: Eukaryota; Metazoa; Chordata; Mammalia; Scandentia; Tupaiidae. Gene Ontology annotation, biological process: receptor catabolic process; protein ubiquitination; neuron projection development. Gene Ontology annotation, cellular component: dendritic spine; cytoplasm. The transcript is spliced from 26 exons. The record is from RefSeq and is a predicted model, not a curated record. Gene Ontology annotation, molecular function: protein binding; ubiquitin protein ligase activity; sodium channel inhibitor activity.